Choloepus didactylus (southern two-toed sloth) is the source of this 3167-nucleotide messenger RNA. It is a transcript of the gene EML3, whose product is annotated as EMAP like 3. The record is from RefSeq and is a predicted model, not a curated record. Gene Ontology annotation, molecular function: microtubule binding. Gene Ontology annotation, biological process: microtubule cytoskeleton organization. Gene Ontology annotation, cellular component: mitotic spindle. Lineage: Eukaryota; Metazoa; Chordata; Mammalia; Pilosa; Megalonychidae.
CUCGGGCCCGCCCCCCCCUCCCGCGCUUCCUGGCGGCCCUGCGUCCGGCGCCCUGUUUGUGCUGCGGCUCUGGGGCCCCGGACGGCCCCGCCACCCCACCCCCGAGAGCCGAAAGCGGCCCCGGGAGAGCCGGAGGCCCCCGCGGGCCCUGGAGACUGCGGCCCCUGCCCCACAGCGCCCCCCUCCGGGCCCGUUCCCCCGUGCCCGACAGCGCCCCCGGGGGGCGGCACGACACCCCUGCGCGCGCGCCCCGGCGUGCUUCCCUCUCCCGUCUCCCCGGCCCCCGCGUUUUAGACGCCUCCUCCGCCGCCGCCGCUCGGAGCAACCCGGGGGCCGGAUGGACGGGGCCGCGGGGCCCGGUGAGGACCCUGCUCAGGAGGCCCUGCAGUCCUUGAGCCAGCGGCUCCGGGUGCAGGAGGAGGAGAUGGAGCUGGUGAAGGCGGCCCUGGCAGAAGCCCUUCGCCUGCUGCGGCUGCAGGGACCCCCUACCCCCUUGCCCAGCCCUGGAACACCAGCUCCCACAAGCGACAGCCCAGCAGCGCCCCUGGGCCUGCCAUCCACAGGCAGCCCCUCCUUGGUGAGCCGAGGCACCCAGACGGAGACAGAGGUGGAGACGGAGCCAGCCCCCCGACUCCCUGGCCUGAGCAACGGGCCCACAGCCCCUCAGGGGGGCAGUGAGGAGCCUGGGGGGACCCUGUGUGAAGGAGGAGGCAGCAGCAGCAGUGGCGCCGGCUCCCCCGGCACCCCGGGGGUCAUCAGGCCCGUGCAGCCCCUACAGUGUGCCGACACGCCCCGGAGAAAUUCUUCCUCCUCAUCCCCCUCGGAGCGACCCCCGGCAGAAGCUUUCCAGGAAGGCGGCUUCCUCAGCCACUUGUUAUUGCGGUCAGGGAGCACAGAGAGCCGCUGGGGGAAAGACCCCCUCUCCAGCCCUGGGGGCCCUGGAUCUCGGAGGAGCAAUUACAAUUUGGAAGGCAUCUCAGUGAAGAUGUUUCUUCGCGGCGCCCCCAUUACCAUGUACAUCCCGUCUGGCAUCCGCAGCCUUGAGGAGCUGCCGAGUGGCCCACCCCCAGAAACCCUCAACCUUGACUGGGUUUAUGGGUACAGGGGUCGUGACUCCCGCUCUAAUCUUGUGCUGCGCUCUGGGGAGGUGGUCUACUUAUUGCCCUGCGUGGUGGUGCUGUGUACUGGCCGGGGAGGCCCGGGGGGCCCCGGAGGUGGCAGCCAGAGACAUUACCGGGGGCACACGGACUGCGUUCGAUGCCUUGCCGUUCACCCUGAUGGUGUCCGUGCCUCUGGACAGACAGCGGGAGUGGAUAAGGAUGGAAAGCCCCUGCAGCCUGUGGUCCACGUCUGGGACUCCGAGACGCUGCUGAAGCUGCAGGAGAUUGGACUGGGGGCCUUCGAGCGGGGCGUGGGGGCCCUGGCCUUUUCAUUUGUGGAUCAAGGUGCUUUUCUUUGCGUGGUGGAUGAUUCCAAUGAGCACAUGCUGUCGGUGUGGGACUGUAGCCGGGGCGUAAAGCUGGCUGAGAUCAAGAGCACAAAUGACUCAGUCUUGGCCGUCGGCUUCAGCCCUCGUGACAGCAGCUGCAUCGUCACCAGCGGGAAAUCUCACGUGCACUUCUGGAACUGGAGUGGUGGAGCAGGGGUUUCUGGAAACGGGACCCUCACCCGGAAACAGGGCGUCUUUGGGAAAUACAAGAAACCCAAGUUUAUCCCUUGCUUUGUGUUCCUCCCCGAUGGAGACAUUCUCACUGGGGACUCAGAGGGGAACAUUCUCACCUGGGGGCGGAGCCUCUCAGAUUCCAAGGCCCCAGGCAGGGGCGGGACCAAAGAGACCUACGGGAUUGUGGCCCAGGCCCACGCACACGAGGGCUCCAUCUUCGCUCUGUGUCUGCGGCGAGAUGGGACGGUACUGAGUGGCGGCGGGCGGGACCGCCGGCUGGUACAGUGGGGGCCCGGGUUGGUGGCUCUCCAGGAGGCCGAGAUUCCUGAAGACUUUGGGGCCGUGCGGGCCAUCGCUGAGGGGCCUGGCUCGGAGCUGCUGGUGGGAACGACGAAGAACGCGUUGUUGAGGGGGGAUCUGGCCCAGGGCUUCUCCCCUGUCAUCCAGGGCCACACAGAUGAGCUCUGGGGGCUCUGCACACAUCCCUCCCAGAACCGCUUCCUCACCUGUGGCCACGACCGGCAGCUGUGCCUGUGGGAUGGGGAGGGCCACGCACUGGCCUGGAGCAUCGACCUCAAGGAGACGGGUCUCUGUGCUGACUUCCACCCCAGUGGGGCAGUGGUGGCCGUAGGACUGAACACGGGGAGGUGGCUGGUUUUGGACACGGAGACCAGAGAGAUCGUGUCUGACAUCACUGAUGGCAACGAGCAGCUCUCAGUGGUCCGGUACAGCCCAGACGGGAUGUACCUGGCCAUCGGUUCCCAUGACAACAUGAUCUACAUCUAUAGCGUUUCCAGUGAUGGUGCUAAGUCCAGCCGCUUUGGCCGUUGUAUGGGCCACUCCAGCUUCAUCACUCACCUUGACUGGUCCAAGGAUGGGAACUUCAUCAUGUCCAAUUCUGGGGACUACGAGAUUCUUUACUGGGACGUGGCUGGAGGUUGCAAGCUGCUGCGGAACCGCUAUGAGAGCCGAGACCGCGAGUGGGCCACCUACACCUGCGUGCUGGGCUUCCACGUCUAUGGCGUGUGGCCCGACGGCUCUGACGGGACCGACAUCAAUUCCCUGUGCCGCUCCCACAACGAGCGCGUGGUGGCCGUGGCCGACGACUUCUGCAAAGUGCAUCUCUUCCAGUACCCCUGCGCGCGCGCCAAGGCGCCGAGCCGCGUGUACGGGGGCCACGGCAGCCACGUGACCAGCGUCCGGUUCACGCACGACGACUCGCACCUCGUCUCGCUGGGCGGCAAGGACGCCAGCAUCUUCCAGUGGCGCGUGCUGGGCGCUGGGGGCGCGGGGCCGGCGGCCACCACGCCCUCUCGAACCCCCUCCCUGUCCCCGGCCUCAUCCCUCGACGUCUGAUGGCCGCCGGACUGGACCGACCGGCCCUUCGGCGUGCCCGCCUCACCCGGAUCCCCCAGGACCAGGGGCCGACCCUUCCCUUGACUUCGAGACAUUCCCGAUCGCGCAUUUUCCUGGAAGGGGCGAACGACACCCCUGCACACACUGU